Helianthus annuus (common sunflower) is the source of this 1038-nucleotide messenger RNA. Its product is annotated as glutathione S-transferase T3-like. Bases 1 to 1038 code for a protein of 345 amino acids. The transcript has 2 exons. Lineage: Eukaryota; Viridiplantae; Streptophyta; Magnoliopsida; Asterales; Asteraceae. The record is from RefSeq and is a predicted model, not a curated record.
AUGUUUCCCAACAACCCAAACCCAUGGGACCCGAACGAUCCGUUGUGGCAAACUUUGCAAAACAACGAGCAAGAGGACCGGUAUCGGCGAGACCCGCGUACGGGUGAGCUUGGAUAUUAUCCAAUGCCAACAAGCACCCCAACUUCUCCUCAUCCCACCACUCCACCGAUGCUCGAUUUUUUCGGGUAUUAUUCUCAACCCCCAUUUUUUCCCUCAAACAUACCCCAAAACAUACCUCAAAACAUACACCAAACCCAAAACAUACUCGAAACCCAAAACACAACCCUAACCGAAUCCGUUCCCAAAACCCAAGUUGAACCCUCUUCUAGAAAAAAGAGAAGUCAUAAAAAGAAGGAUGAGACCGAAAAACGUACUACUAAGAAGGUCGAAUUUUGGUCGCCUAAGGAAGAGUUCGAGUUGGCAAAAGCAUGGCUCGACGUAUCGGAGGACGAGAUUGUUGGAAACGUCGAAGACUUAAAGGUAUUUUGGGGUCGUAUACGUGAGAAGUUUUUCGCCGCAAUGGGUCGUGGCGAAUAUCGAACACCCGACUCUUUUUCGGGAAAGUGGGGUCCUUUGAGGAUGAAGGUUACCAAUUUCAACAACAUAUAUACUAAUCUCGUCAACAGUAGUCGAAGGAAAAGUGGUUCGAGCGACGUCAUGACCCAAGCCCAAAACAACUAUAGAUUGUACCAUGGGCAUGUUUUUACGUUGGUAACAACAUGGGAGCCUAUUCGCAAAUCUCCCAAGUGGCAUCUUGUACCACUGUUCGACCCAACCCGCCCUAGAUCUAAACGGUCCAAAUCGACAUCCACCACCGAACCAUCAGGGUCCGAUGCUCGUGCAGUAACUAAUCUAAACGACGAUGUUGAUGAAUUUGAAGAACCAGAAGAGCUGCCUCAACCAACUGGUAGGGAUAAAAGUAAGGCAGCGACACGAGGAAAGUCUUCUACAACGCCAUCGGAUGGCCCGUCAAAGUUGAGCGACUUCGAGGCAAGUCUCAACAAAAUAAUCUCCAUUAGGGAAAAAGAUUACAAAUGA